AUGGCGACCGGAGUUUCGGUUGCUUCGGUCCCAGUAUGGUACUGUUACGGUCGAAACAAUCUACUUGCCAGAAAACCCAUCACCCAUACUAGAAGCCCCGGUUUUGGUUUGGUUUCAACAAAGAAGAGACGCGUGGUUAUGGAAAAGAGAACAGAGCAUGAAUAUACAGAGAAAGCCUUGGAACACACCGAGAGAUCAAGUGUUGUAACUCCAAGAGUUUCAGAGAGAUUAGCACGAAAGAGAUCAGAGAGAAAAACUUACCUUGUUGCUGCAAUCAUGUCCAGCCUGGGAGUCACUUCAGCUGCUGCCUUGGCUGUUUACUACAGAUUUGCUUGGCAAACAGAGACUGGGGAGUUUCUGGUUCCAGAGAUGAUUGGCACAUUUCUUCUCACUAUGGGAUCUGCUGUGGGGAUGGAGUUUUGGGCAAGGUGGGCACAUAGAGCUCUGUGGCAUGCACAAUUGUGGCAAAUGCAUGAGUCUCACCAUCGACCAAGGGAUGGUGCUUUCGAGCUCAACGAUGUGUUUGCUAUAACCAAUGCUGCUCCUGCUAUUGCUCUCCUCUCUUAUGGUUUCUUCAACAACGGUCUUUUUCCCGGACUAUGUUUUGGUGCUGGGUUAGGGAUCACAAUUUUUGGGAUAGCAUACAUGUUUGUGCACGAUGGCCUCGUUCACCGUCGAUUUCCGGUCGGACCAAUCGCCGACGUCCCUUAUUUACGAAAAGUUGCUGCCGCCCACCAGCUUCAUCAUACAUACAUAUUCAAUGGAGUGCCAUAUGGGUUGUUCUUGGGACCCAAGGAAAUAGAAGAGGUUGGAGGCAUGGAAGAAUUGGAAACGGAGAUCAAGCGGAGAAGCACCAAGAUUACUAUAGCCAAAAGUUGACAUUAUUUGAAGUGAUUGCUUAAUUUCUCAAAAUUCAUUACAGAAAAGAUUAGGUUAGGAAGUUUCAAACUCCACCUGCAACAAUAGACGUGCAAGCAAAGUUCUUUAAUCUCCAAGGCUUUUAGCAGCUUCUAUAUUUGGAAAGCUCUUGAGUCAAGCAACAGCACAAGAAGACUGAAUGUGACACAACCCAAGUCUCUAGCUAGCAGCUCCGCCCUCAAACUGUACUUACUGUAGCAACA
Fragaria vesca subsp. vesca is the source of this 1121-nucleotide messenger RNA. Its product is annotated as beta-carotene 3-hydroxylase 1, chloroplastic-like. Gene Ontology annotation, molecular function: beta-carotene 3-hydroxylase activity; iron ion binding. Bases 1 to 879 code for a protein of 292 amino acids. Gene Ontology annotation, biological process: xanthophyll biosynthetic process; carotene metabolic process. NCBI's taxonomy places the organism in Eukaryota, Viridiplantae, Streptophyta, Magnoliopsida, Rosales, Rosaceae. The transcript is spliced from 7 exons. Gene Ontology annotation, cellular component: chloroplast. The record is from RefSeq and is a predicted model, not a curated record.